Mycena citricolor is the source of this 2544-nucleotide messenger RNA. The record is from the annotation of a GenBank genome assembly. Lineage: Eukaryota; Fungi; Basidiomycota; Agaricomycetes; Agaricales; Mycenaceae.
UAGAUAUUAGUCACGUGAGGACAGCGUUUUUAAUUUGUGGCCGCGAGUCACUGGUCGAGACCAGGAAGUCAAUGAAUGGAUAAGGAAGAUGUUACGAAACGGCCAUAUGUGCGGGCUUGCCGUACUAGUAAAUGAAGAAUGGAUCGGAUGAGAACAUUUGGGAGGCCAGACGGAUGAUUUUUGCACAAAGGAACCAUUUACCCGAAUUAUCCAUUCACUCCCGCUGAGACUGAUCGAUCAAAGUAGAAGAUUUCAGCUGAAUCGGACGCACGAAGACCAUAGUCUGGCAUUGAAACUCGCUGAGACCCCGUUCACUCGAGUGAUCAAAAUCACGGAUCAGAUCUGCUUUCCGAAACAGUGGAAUACGCAACUACGGUCGAUCUGAACAUCUUCGGUGCACGAAAAUCGUUCCGAUGUUCUGUUCGCAGAUGCGAUAUUCGCUCGUUCUGUUCUGGCCGUCAGGUGUGUUCGUCUCGCGUAGCGUCAGCCAACCAAUGGCAACUGCUGUUGCUGCUGCUGUCCCCGCGGAUGAGCGCACGACAACGUGCGGCUUGUCACGAUUUGGAAGGAGCUGUGUCUUCUUUUCAUUCUGUCAGAGAUCGGCGAGGUUUCCACCGGUGACGAGGCCCGCUCGACACGAGAUUUCAUGUAUCGGUGCCAUAAGACGAUGAGUGCUGCUGUAUACGAGCCCUGCUCGCUCGACAGAUCAGAAGAUGGAGUGUAUCGCAUGGAAGUGGGAUUGCGGCGGGGAGAUGCAAGACGGUGACGCUGGGCCGAAUGUUGAUCGGCGCGUGACAGCCCAUCAUAUUGAGAAACUUCCCCUCCGUCCGGCGCCAGCGCAUCUCCGUUCCCAAAGCAGUCGAGUUUUCUCCGAUGCAGACCUGAGCAGUGAGCGCCGCUGACUGGGGGCUGCUUCCUGAGCAUUCGACGCUUCACAAUUGCGUUCUCUCCACAUUGUUACCGCCACGUCUGCUGCUCUACUCACGCUGCGCCUCGGACGCUUGAGGCGAGCGUCGAAGGGUGUUGAACUUCAGCUCUCGAAUAAUAAAGGCUCAAGCGGAGGCUUGGCAUUCAAACUUUGCCCGCACGCUGAAAUGCGAUCUCCCCGGUCAUGUCUUGUCUAAGUGGAUCUGAGAGACAACAGAGCCACUUGGAACGUCUGGCGAAGAGUUGUCCAGGCUCGACUGGCCCUGCUCAGGACUGGUACCUCAGGCGGCAAAGCGAAUGCCACUUUGAAGCACAUCUCUCGCGUCAUUGGAGCUCAUUAUGAAGAAGUUACAGGCUCAACGAGCUUGGAUCAAAGCGCGGAGCCGACACAUCAGCGCUUUGGAGGCCCAUUCGCAGGACAAUGCGCGACGUGAUAACUGAAGUGCAUUGUUUUUGAUGAGCAAGACGAGUCUCUUCCUCUGUCCACUACCAUCGCCCUCUCUAGCAUGUUCGCCAACCAGCUCCAGUCCUCCUCUUUCUCUCCUGCGCGCACCAGGAAGGCCGAGUGGCCGCUGUGCGCCCUACAAUCCGCAGUAGCUACCCAACACAGUCACCGGCCCGAAGAUCUGUACAGGCUUCGCUCCCUCCGGCCCAAACCGCGUGCUACCAGUCCAGUUGAGACCCUCGUCGGCCCGCGCAAUUUCACGCUUCCGUUCCACUUCUACAAUCCACCAUCUGCCAAGCGGAUCAUGGCCGCACUGCGGAACCGGCAGUGCCCCAUGUACAUACGCGCGGUCAUGGCUGGCCCACAUGCGAUGUACAUCGUCUGGGGUGGGCAGCAAGGGAUGGAGACGUACAAAGUUAUUGUGCGCAGAAAGGUGCUCGCGACUCCGACGCCUGCCUCCGUGCGCAAACCCCGAGUCCUCCCGGUGGCCGUCCCGACUGCCGGAUCGACUGCUACAUCGAAGGUCGCCCCAGCGCUGGCCCUAGCUCAGUCCCGACAAGCCCUCCUCGAUCUCGCCGCCAACUCGCGGCCUGCAGUCGACGGCGCUCGACGCAAACACCUGCUGGAUACCGAUCUCCACCAGCGCAUUCGCCCCUUGAAAGUUGGGCCCCCAGGCUCGUUUCAGCAUGCAGAAGUCCAGGCGUAUGUGUGGAAACACAGGCCGUCGGGUCUUUCCAACGUGCUUUACGCAGAGGACACAAUCUGUGUCUCGCCGCUCGUGGGCAACCUAGACCCCGCUGCCGAAGCAGUGACUGCCUCUGGUUCACUGAAGCCGCAAGUUUGGCAGUUUACCAGAGUUCUGAAGCGGUUGUAUGAUAGCGUCUUCAAUCCACAGGAUGCUGUACAAUCCUCUGAGUCGCAUGACAUCGUGUCGGAGCGGCCGAUGAAGAGGAGGAGAUUGAGCUCUUGCUGAGGGACAGCUGGGCCCUCCGAGUAGAAGUACUACGGUUUUCUCCUUUCGGUUUCCCAUGCAUCGUGUAUAUUGCAGUCCUAAUUCUCGAGAUCUUGUCCCGGACUUCUGUAUAACUGUAGCUCUCACCGCUGUCUAGACUCAUGCUCGGAUCUUCUAUAGCAGGCGGCUCUGAGUACUUGGAAUCGAGGGUGAAAUCGCU